Molecule: messenger RNA, 1029 nt
Organism: Penicillium daleae
Lineage: Eukaryota; Fungi; Ascomycota; Eurotiomycetes; Eurotiales; Aspergillaceae
Exons: 4
Coding region: 1-1029 (342 amino acids)
Molecular function (GO): arylformamidase activity
Source: RefSeq, a predicted model, not a curated record
AUGGCCCACCAAGACAAGACCUUGCCUUCGUAUCAAGAGAUCCCCACCGUGAAGGGCAUGCCUCAUGGAUGUGCCUGGGAGUUUUGGGAUUCCUACAGCGAUAGCCAACCUGAUGAACUUGGAGCUUUGAACCUCUUGACUCCUGACCGGGUACUGGAGGCUAAGAAGGAGGUGAAGCUAGGCAUCAGUGUCGCUAUCAAUUGGCCCUUGAACAACUGCUCCACGCCUCAUUCUAACCGUCGCAAACCAGAGCUCCAGAUCGUUCCGCUGCCCGGUUGGGAAGGCAAUGACGAUGAGAUCCACAUGAACACGCAGAGUGGCAGUCAAUGGGAUGGGUUUCGGCAUUGGGCCCACCAGCCGACCCGCUUAUUCUACAAUGGAAUGACGUCCGCCGAUAUUAGGGAUAACCGAAGCAAUACGAGGAAUGGAAUCGAUAGUAAAGACUCAACCCGUUUAUAUGCGAGAAAUGACGUGGUGUUAGAAUGGACCGAGCGUGGAGGGAUUGUCGGCCGCGGAAUUCUGCUGGACUACGUUUCCUGGGCGGAAUCGAAGGGCAUCCAAUACUCGCCAGUGGAAUAUCACGAAAUCUCGGUGAAAGACCUAGAGGCGGUGGCUGCGGCUCAAGGGACUACGAUCCGCCCUGGUGAUAUUCUCCUCAUCCGAUCCGGCUUCGUUAAAUGGCACAACGAAGCUUCCGCAGAGGAGCGAGUAAGUGGCACUUCAGGGGGAAAGGCGUGGGCUGGUGUCGCGGGAACUCAAGAAACCGUCGCCUGGAUGUGGAACCACCAUUUCGCCGCUGUUGGGGGAGAUGCAAAUGCUUUCGAGGCAUGGCCGGCAAGGGAUGAGAGAUACCGACUCCAUGACAACCUUAUUGCGCUCUUUGGCAUGCCAAUGGGAGAAAUGUUCAACCUAGAGGAACUGGCAACGACCUGUAGGAAACACCAACGUUGGAGCUUUCUCUUCACGAGUGCGCCUCUCAACUUCCCAGGAGGUAUUGCAAGUCCACCGAAUGCCAUUUGUAUUUUAUAA